Molecule: messenger RNA, 2392 nt
Organism: Phaeodactylum tricornutum CCAP 1055/1
Lineage: Eukaryota; Bacillariophyta; Bacillariophyceae; Surirellales; Neidiaceae
Exons: 2
Coding region: 1-2184 (727 amino acids)
Source: RefSeq, a predicted model, not a curated record
AUGCCAGAACACGAAAUGCUCUUGUCCUCCUCAGAUGAGGAGGAAGAGGGCCACGUAGAGCCCAGUCAGCUUUCCUUCGUAUCAGCCCGACGACGGUUGUCUCAAGGACCACACAGUGCCGUCAAGGGUAUGAAGUCUUUGCAAAUUAGGGCUAUCCGUGUCGGAAAUAGGAUUUCAAAAGGUGAAUCACCGAAACUAACGGCCAAAAAAAGCCGACGCACCACCUUAAACAGUCACAUCGAAUCUGCUUCCAAUGAUGGAAAUCAGGCCCGCCGUCAACAACUACCACCCUGUCAGAAAAAUCUUGGCGUGCUCCAGCAUGUUGGUUCAACACAGAAUGAGACGACUGAGUCAACUGACGAGGUUGAUAUGGAAGUUCCCUACACACAAGCUUUAGGCUCAGCGGAGGAAGACGAGGAGAUUUCGGCCUUUAGGGGCUGUUCUCACAAACGAAAGGAACCUUUACGACCCGGGGAUGUUAUCAUGUAUUACAAUCCUAUUUUUAUAGCAGGGAAAGUGGAAGGUCUUCGCAAGGCUCAUGUUUUGGAGACGGACCCGGACGCUGAUUUUCCUUUGGAACUUGACAAUGGCGAGUACAUUCCAAAAGACACGACGGUCAAGCGCAUUAAGGAGUACAGAAAUGGCACUUUACUCGAGCAUCCAGAGCGUAUUGGUAGGAUCGUUGUUGCCGCAAAAACGGAGUUGGAUACCCUCUACGAGAGCUGUGAUCACGAGAGCGACAAAACGAACGCUCAAUUUCAAUGUAUAGACCAAAAUAAUCAACUCUCGUCCGACUUGGAAUCUUCUGGUCACGGGGGCAUUAGAACUCGCGCUCAGCUUGACUCAAGAAUGCACAGUUCGACGAAAUCGUCAUACCGACAACGGCUACAAGGGUCUCAAGAUGAUGAUUUAUCGUCUUCUGAUUCUUCUUCAGAAGAGUCCUUGCCCAGAACUAGCCUCGAACGUCCAUCUCUUGAUUCGCGGUCACUGAAAGGCCCUUCUUUACGCUGUCCCAGAAUCCCUCUACUUGACAGAAACUCAACGAAGAAAGACAAGACUUUGGUUGGUGUUGACUUUGAUGAUUAUUCACACAAUUGUUCACCAACGAAGGCAGAUAAGUUCACAAAGCCACGAGCUACAACGCACCUAUUGUUGUAUGAUACCGACAGCUCGUCUGAAUUUGAGCAAUUCGGUGAAUCUAUCAGAGCCGCCCGACCAUUGGGGAAAAGCAGUGAAACACCUAUGUCUGAAAUUGCCCACCAACGAAUGAUGAUGGCCUCUUUGGAAAAAUCAGCAAAUUCGGGCAAGUCGUUUACCACUUCUCAGUGCGACGCUAUCCUUCGACCUUUAAAUUCACACGGAUUUGGCGAUGACGCUCGCACUCAGAGAUUUUGUCUGUCGUCCAAGGCUUCUCGACGAACCAGUAAGGGCCUGGAACUGGCUGUACAACCCUACGAAAGAGAAGAAGGGGGCCGAUCUCUUUCGAUAAACCAUGGUUGCGCAGCAGUCGAAUCCUCGUCAUCAUGCUCUACACAAAAGCUACAUUCGGAACAUAGAACAUCAGGCUCCGAGGCGAAACAAGGCAUCGCUUCGUGGACAGAGAAAAGCGCCCACACCAUGACCUCGAAGAAUAGGGGCACAUCGGAACGGUGCAAUUCUCCACAAUCGGACGACACUUCCGAAAACCAAGCAAGUCCACGUAGGGCUACCGGUCUGGGAACAUCCUUGGACGACGAUUCCUUGCCCAAAAAAGUCUUCAGGAAUGCGAAUCGCCGUCAGAAGCAGCCUUCAUCGGUAACUCAAAUGGACGAAUUCAAGACACUCUUGGGGAAGGCAAUCCCACGACAAAGAACUCGGCAAACGUUUCACACAAAGCGAGCAAAUGUGUCUUCCUUUCGGCCAACUAAACUGGAAGUCACCAAUUUCAGCGACGUAGGAUCGGAAGACGAGAAUCCUGGAUACUUUACCAUAACAAAGAACUUUCAUCCCGUGCCCCCGAGAGCGAAGCAUCUUGGUGAAAAUGCGAGUAUUUCUUCUGUCUUUAGCAGCCAAGAAUCACGCGAAGGCUUAGCCUCUGACAAGAGCAAGAUAAAUCGAAAGAAGAAGAGAAAGUCAAAUCCACAGCAAGCGGUUUCGAUGAAGCUUCAGUUUCGACCAGUCCGACGACAUGGGGCUCGUCGCUAGUCUCUAUUCGCCCAUUUUUACCAGACACGUAUGGACUACUGCCUGCCUUGCCUCGAUUGGGGCCAGCAAAUAUUUUGUCACACUUUGUCUCUUGUCGUGUGUUGCGCUUAAGCGGCCAAACUGUUCACAAUUGAUUCGUUUUACCUAUAGAUGUGGAAACUGUUUGCUGCUUUCGAUUCGUUUGUUUUGAUUGUCAUAGUUAGACUAU